Juglans microcarpa x Juglans regia is the source of this 2497-nucleotide messenger RNA. RefSeq names its product protein NO VEIN-like. The coding region runs from base 137 to 2356 and encodes 739 amino acids. Gene Ontology annotation, cellular component: nucleus. The transcript has 6 exons. Gene Ontology annotation, biological process: leaf vascular tissue pattern formation; root development; embryo development ending in seed dormancy. The record is from RefSeq and is a predicted model, not a curated record. Lineage: Eukaryota; Viridiplantae; Streptophyta; Magnoliopsida; Fagales; Juglandaceae.
UGUUGUAUCUAUCUGUUGGAGGUUCUCGAUACACUGUGGGAUGGUCAUUUUAGUGAGAGUGUUACGGGUUACUGGAAUCCUAAGUCUGGUGGAGAUAGUAAACCCUUCAAGUCUUCUUUUUUGAGUAGCAUUUGUGAUGUCCAGUGGGUGGUAUCUAGCAUUGAUGAUGAGCUUCACUAUCCCAAAGAUUUGUUUUAUGAUUGUGAUACAGUACGCUCGAUUUUGGGCGCUUCUGCUCCAUAUGCUGUCCCGAAGCAUAUCACAAAUGUCAAAAUUGUACACGUUCAUUUGGGAUGAAAUGAACACUUCAGAGAAGAAACUCAAAGAGGAGUUGACUUCAGGACCUUUUAUAUUUUUUCCGUCUGCAUCCGGCUUUAGGCUUGAGGAUGUGGUACCUGGUAAGUUUUUAUCUCUUGAAGAAGUAUGUUGGCAUGAUCCAACUGGUGCCCUGGACCAAAUGAAGGAGAUUCAUCCUUAUCACAGUUUGACAGAAGCGAAUCAUAGUCCCUUGACCUGGACACUGAGCAGUGUUUAUCCAGGCCUUUGUGACUUUUUCAUGGACGGCUGUGGUGUACAUGAGACCCCUCCUCUCUGCAGCUAUUUACAGAUUUUGCUGUUGUUAUCUACUGUUGCUUUGCCUUCACUUGUUGCUAAUAUAGUUUUUCAAGUUUUUCUCAUGUGGAGUGAUGGACUGAAAUCUGGACUACUAACUCCAGAAGAUGUCAUUUACUUGAAACAAUGUCUUUUGAAAUCAGAGUUUAUGGUGCUUCCAACUGAACAAGAUAAGUGGGUCUCACUGCAUCCGUCCUUUGGCCUUGUGUGCUGGUGCGAUGAUAGGAAGUUAAAGAAGCAAUUCAAGCAUUUCAAUAAGAUUGAUUUUCUGUAUUUUGGCAAACUUAGUGAGGAUCAGAAAGAGAUACUUCAGACAAAAGUUUCUGCACUCAUGGAAAACUUAGGGAUUCCCGCUCUCUCUGAGGUUGUAACUCGUGAAGCUGUAUAUUAUGGUCUGGCAGACUGUAGCUUCAAAGCAUCGUUAGUGAGCUGGGCUCUUCCUUAUGCUCAGCGCUACAUCUGUAGUGUACACCCCAAUAAUUAUAUUCAACUCAAGCAGUCUGGAUUCAGUCUUCUGAAUCGUCUGCAAGUCGUCGUUGUUGACAAGCUGUACUACAGGAAUGCUAUAAAGAGAGGUGCUGGUGCAUCAAACAAACGCAUUGAAUGUAGCUGUCUUCUGCAGGACAACAUUUUGUACACCACCGAAGAAUCUGAUUGUCAUGCCAUCUAUAUGGAGCUGUCUCGUUUACUACUUAAUGGAACUCCUGAUUUACACUUGGCUAAUUUCCUUCACAUGAUCACAAACAUGGCCGAAUCAGGAUCCACUGAAGAGCAGACAGAGUUUUUCAUCUUGAAUAGCCAAAAGGUGCCAAAGCUUCCUGACGAGGAAUCUGUGUGGUGCCUCUCAGCCAUGCCUUCUUUGACAAAGAAUGAUGAUUCACCCCAGACAAGUUUUAGUUCAAAAGCAACAGAUGAAAAAAGUUAUUUAAACCCCAAAAGGAAAGCAAGAAGGAACUCAAACUGGCCGCCUGUGGAUUGGAAAAGUGCACCAGGUUGUAGUUAUGCUCAGGCAAAUGAUUUUAAGACACGGGAAACAAGUGCACAGCAUGGGGGCAGCCCACAAAAGAAAGAGGAUAAUUAUGCAGGGACAGUCAUGCAAACGGAUAAUGUUGUUUCUAUCUCAACCUCUGAUGAUUGGACCAUUGAAGACGAUUCAGCAGCGGCUGCAAUGACUUUUGUUUUGUCAGAUGACAACAAUUUGGAAGAUCACUCUGACCAAGCUUGCAAUCAGAUUGAUUCUGGAAUGAAAGUUGAAUUUGAUCCCCUUGAUUUAGAUGCUAAGCCUGAUGGCUCUGAGUUUGCUUCAUCUAAUUUUGACAAGAGAGACCAACUUAGAACUGGUACACCUGAUGCAACACAAGCUGCACGUACGGGGAGACUGGGUGAGCUUGUUGCUUUCAACUACAUUAUUGGGAAAGCUGGUAACACAGUUGUGAAAUGGGUUAACGAAGAUAGUGAAACCGGGUUGCCCUAUGACAUUGUCGUAGGGGAGGAGAAUUGCAGAGAGUACAUUGAAGUUAAAGCAACUAAAUCCCGUAAAAAGGACUGGUUCAAUAUAUCAACAAGAGAGUGGCAAUUUGCGGUGGAUAAGGGUGAAUCAUUCAGCAUUGCUUAUGUUUUAUUAAGUAAUAAUGCUGCCAGGGUUUCCCUAUACAAAAAUCCAGUAAAAUUAUGUCAGUCAGGCAAGCUACAGCUGGUUGUUAUGAUGCCAAGGCAGCAAAAGGAUUUCUCCAUUGUUUCCUAAGGUGCACUCGAUUUUAUCAGUGCUGUCUGCGAAACUGACUCAAACUCUCUAGCCAAACUACGACUGCCUUCACAGAAACUGACUGAAAUUUCAGGUUUUAGUAUGCGGAAUAUUUCUUUUGACUCAAAGGAGAGAUAUUUC